This is a messenger RNA of Closterium sp. Yama58-4, 3786 nucleotides long. NCBI's taxonomy places the organism in Eukaryota, Viridiplantae, Streptophyta, Zygnematophyceae, Desmidiales, Closteriaceae. The record is from the annotation of a GenBank genome assembly.
AUGCCUCUCUGUCCGGCCUUCUCCGGCUGGGCGGACGAAAACAAUGACGACAGCGCUGCCCGCCCGGCAGGUCUGACGGCGACGGCGGAGGCGGUGGACGAAGAGGUGACGGCGACGGGCGGCAGAGUUCCGCGCCGCGCGCGGCUCAGCAAGAACAACCCGCAGGUCAAGGCGUACGCGCAGAUGCUCGAGAUGCAGCAGGCGCAGAUCGCGUCGGAAGUGGGCGUGGCAUCGGACAAGGUGGCGUACAGCUACAAGUACUCCUCCAACGGCUUCUCGGCGGAACUCACGGCGGAGCAGCUGCGGCGGCUGAAGCGCCACCCCGCCGUGGCGUCCGUGCGGCCGAGCGCGCGCAAGCGCCUCUUCACGACCGAGUCGCCCACCUUCCUCGGGAUGAACACCGCCGGGUCGCUCUGGCCCGCGAAUGGCGGGCAGGCGAAGGCGGGCGACGGCACGGUCGUCGCAAUCAUCGACACGGGCAUUUGGCCGGAACACCCGUCGUUUAGCGACGCGGGAUUUUCCUCGUCGCGCCCCGCCGGGUGGUCGGGGAAGUGCGACGCGACGAAGGAUUUCAAGUGCAAUAACAAGCUCAUCGGAGCGCGCGCGUUUUAUAAGGCGUAUAAAAGCGCCAACGGGAUCGAUCUCACCGGGGAUUGGCUGUCUCCGCGCGACGCCAACGGCCACGGCACGUGGUGUGCGGGCGCGGCAGCGGGCAACAAGGGCGUGGCCAUGGCGGGCGACAAGGCGAGCGGCAUGGCCUUUGAGUCAACUCAACAGUUCCUCUCCCCCCCACCCCUCCAUUCCCCCCUUCCCCGAUCUCUUCCCACACGCAGCGCGGCAGCGGGCAAUAAGGGAGUGGCCAUGGCGGGCGGCAAGGCGAGCGGCAUGGCGCCAGCGGCGCGGCUCGUGAUGUACAAGGUCUUCUGGUCGUCCAGCCAGGGCAUGUGGGCGGAGGAGGCGGACAUCAUCGCAGCCGUCAAUCAGGGAGUGGCGGACGGCGUGGAUGUGAUCUCGCUCUCCCUGGGCGGCGUCAACCCCACCGACACCUACUUUGAUGAUAUUGCCUUCCUCAACGCCAACCUCGUAAGAGAUCCCCUCCCCCCUCCCCUCUCGACUGUGCUCCCCUCCGUGAACCCCACCGACACCUACUUUGACGUCAUCGCCUUCCUCGAUGCCAACCUGGCGGGCGUGGUAGUGACCUUUGCGGCGGGCAACGACGGCCCCCCACAGGGUUACCGCACGCUUGACAACUAUGCGCCCUUCUACCUCACAGUCGGUGCUAGCACCAUUGCCCGCGGCGGCCUCACUCUCGCCAGCUCAGCAGGCGCAUCCAGGUCAGCAUCAUCCGCCAAUCUGACGUCAUCCUCAGCCACACCCUCAGCGGGCGACACCGCGCCCACCGUGGCCGAAUUCUCCUCCACAGGCCCCCUCAUCUUCCCCGACAUCGGCACAGGCAACGGCCUGGCCACCGACUCGAUCUUAAAGCCCGACAUUCUCGGCCCGGGAGUGGAUCUCUACGCUGCUGCGCCAGGCAGCCGCGUGGGCGACAAGGGUGGGUCGGCUCAGCUGUCCGGAACCUCCAUGGCGACGCCUCACCUGGCGGGGAUUGCUGCUCUGGUGAUCCAGAAGUACCCUUCUUGGAGCCCCGCGCAGGUCAUGUCUGCUAUCAUGACGACAGCUACUACCAAGGAUGUCAAUGGCGCUGCUAUCUCUAGCGCUGCGUCAGGGCAAGCGGCCACGCCGUGGGAUAUGGGCAACGGGCAUGUGUUCCCGCCUAGGGUUCUCGACCCUGGGUUGACGUACGACGCUCGGAAAACCGCGUAUUUGAAUUUUCUGGCCGGGCUGGAUAUGCAGAGGACCCAGUCUGAGUACCCGAAUGAAAAGCUCACCUCUGUGCCUCCCAGGAACCUCAACCGCCCCACCAUCGCACUUGCCAACCUCAAGGGCUCGAUCACAGUCACACGCACCGUCACCUGUGUCGCUGACUCUGGCUCGACUUACACUGCCAAGAUUCAGAAGCCGAAUGGGGUGGAGGUGACUGUGAAGCCCAGCAGUUUCACCAUCUCGCCUGGCCAGAAGGUCAGCUUUGUGGUGACCUUCAAGGUGACUAAGACCUCAACAAACUUUCAGUAUGGGAGCCUCACUUGGGUGGAUGAGAAGGGCCACUCUGUGCGGUCGGCCAUUGCCGUCAAGCCUGCCAGGAAUGGUAUCAGUGCUGGUCGGAGGAGUCUACGCACGCGACGAGUGGCGAGCAUGAUGACGUCAAGCGAAGCCUCCGGUACUUCCUCGGGUGGUGUCGUUGUCAAUUCCGGCGAACCCUGGGCAACCGCGACGAUGUUCGACACGUCGGCGGUACCGAUUUUCACGGGACAAAACUACUCCGCGUGGAAGUUUAAGUUCCAAGUGCUCAUGAUGGAGCGGGGACUUUGGGGUCUCUUCGAUGGGACGGAGAAAAAGCCGACGGACGACGAGAGCGCCAUCGCGGCAUGGAAGAAGAAGGACCAAAAGGCGUUCGCUACGCUAAUCUCGCGGAUCGGCAUCAACCUCGUGAGCUCGGUGCGCACGUGCAUCAAGCUCGAAGCGUCGGCGCAUGAAGCGUGGAAGCGGCUCGAGACAAUGCACGUGAACAAGACUCUCCACGGCAAGAUCCUAGCCCGGAACGCGUUCUACACGGUGAAGUUGCGCGCGGGCGAAUCGAUGCACGAGUAUGCGACUCGUGUGGAGGAACUCGGGGAAACAUUCUUGGACCUCGGUGGAACGGUCAUGGAGGAUGAUUGGAUUCUCACCUUGCUUUGCGGCCUUCCGGAAGAGUGGUCGACGGUGAUUACGACACUCGAUAGCGUGCAAGGCACUUGGACGAAAGAAAUGGUGGUUGGUCGGCUUCUCCAUGAGGAAUCGCGUCGCCGACAAUUCGCUAAUGAGAGCGUGGAGACCGCCAUGUUCUCCGGAGGGAGUUCCGGAGGAAAGUCCAAGUGGAGCAAGGGUGCGACGAAGAAGUCGUACGGUGGAAGCGAUCGCGGCAAGGGGAACACAUCAAACGGCGCGAGCAAGUGCCACUAUUGCGGCAAAGCGGGACACUUUUGGCGAGAGUGUCGGAAGCGGCCGAGCGAUUGGACUCCAUCGAAGGCGCGGAACCACGAGGGCAACGCGCACACGGCAUCCGGCGAGGCGGAUGAUACAAGGGAGUCGAUCGUGUUAUUGGCCGGUGACGGGACCAACACUCCAAACGACGCGUGGUUCCUCGACACCGGCGCAACGCAACACAUGACGCACUCGGCAUCGUUCCUCACCAACGUUGGUGCACCGCGGGACGUCAAGCGUGUCGUCUUCGGGAACAACAAGUCGCUACCGGUGGUUGGAGUUGGGAGUACGCGUCUCAUCGUCGAUGGCGGACCGGUUGACAUCACGAACGUGCUUCACGUUCCAGGGUUGAAGGUGAAUCUACUCUCCGUCACUCAACUCGCGAAGAAGGACGUGAAGGUCACCAUCGACGGCGAGAUGAUGAACCUCUUUUGGAAGGGGAAGCAAUUCGCACAAGGCGUUCUCAACGGAGAACCCUACCAACUCAAGAUGCACCCGGGAGUGGCUUCAUCCAACGUGGCGCAAGGUUCAAAGGCGACUCUUAAGGCGUGGCAUAAUCGGCUUGCGCACGCCAACUACGACUCGGUCAAGGAGUUGGUCAACAAAGGACUCGCGAAGGGAGUCAACGUGAUCGCCGGCGACGACGAGAAGGGCGUGUGCGCGGCGUGUGUCGAAGGAAAAAUGGCUCGCAAGCCAUUUGGCUAA